AUGAAAAAAUCAGAAGUCAAAUAGCAUCAAAAAUUUGCUUAAUUUCAUUAACUCUUAGAAAUUGAUAGUGUUAAAGAUCAGAUGUUGGUGUCCUAUUAAUAAGACUUCUAAUAAUUGAAAAACUUUUAUGCGAACAUUGACUUUAAUUACCUCCAGUGGCUGAACGAUGUCUAUAAGACCAACUUUGAACCAAUAUAUAACACUGAGGAAAUUUUAAGGAAUGUAAAAAAUGGGUUGAGAAGCGGAGAAGACACCUUAAAAUAGAAUAUACGGAAGAAUCUCAUCUAAUUAUUAUAUCUCUAGAGACCAGUGCCAGCUAUUUUCGUAUUUCUUAAGAUCUCCUCAAUGUCAUUCGAAAUCGUUUAUAAGGAGGACUUCUUGGUAAUCCUAGAUACCAUGUUAUAAAAAGCCAAUUUGGAUUAAAAGUCUGAGCUCUAUCAAAAGAUGUACGAUAGUUUGAUAGAAACCACUGAUGAAGAAAUCAUAUUGCAGACUAUAAAGCUCUUAAAUAAGAAAUUUGAACUAGCCAGCCAAUUGAAUCAGAAACAAUUCGAAGUCUUUGAUAAGAUAUCAAGCCAAUUCAAUAAAAUUGAUUUCUCGGAAUCCAAAGAAGUUAUAAUCUAAAUUGUCAAAAAUUUUCAGGAAUUCCAAGAAAAACUCAAAAACAAGAGGUAAAGUUUGGAUCAAGUGAAAUCUGAAAAAUUCCCUUAAUUUGUGCUCAAGGUUGUUUUGAUGUUACUUAAGGAAUAAUAAAUCGUUGUUCCUGAACUCCUAUUGUUCUUAUGCUUCAAAGAAACUCACGAGAAAAAAAAAUCAAUUGCAAUAAAAGCAUAAGUGAAGGAAAUCUUAAAGAUGUUUGCAAUUCCUCGUUUGAAACCAUGUCUGGAUCACUUAAAAAUUGAGGACAGCAUAUUCACCAAAGGAGCCAUUGGGUAUGAUUAAUUGUAUUCAUUGUGCUAAAGAGAAUACCCAGUAUUCCUCAAUCUAAAACUUAAUGGAGCCCUCAUAUCAUACAUCGAAUAUCUACAUUAAGUAACUCAUAUAAACACUUAGCAAUUUUUAAAUGUAUUUGAGAAUCCAGAAUUCAACGAUUUCUUAGAAUAAAUUUGGAAUACUUGUGGGAAAGAGAUCUAACAAUUGUUAUAGAAUAUCUUAAUCGAAGAUUUGGAAUAUGCAAAAUACGGUUCAAACAUUUUGAGAAUUGGAACAUUUUUGUAUCGAAUCAAAUUCAAAUUGGAGAAAAAGAAGAUGAACAUAAUGGAGAAGGGGUAUGAUGUGGAUGAGCAAUCAUUAGAAAGACGCACAUAUGGAGUAACGGAAAGGAGUAUGAAUCCCUUAUUCAAGACAUUUGUGACCGACUUGGUUCAUAGGAAAAAGCCAUUCCCAUUAUUGCUCAAAACAUUGAAAAUGGAUCUCUAUAAUUUGAAGGUUGGAUAUAGAAUUACUGAGAUGAGGGAAUUGGUGGUGGAUCCCAAAUUCAAAAAACACAUGAAGGAAAAACAUGGGGUUGUUUGGAAUAGGGAAGAUCCCGAUGAGAAUCUAGAUCACAUUAUUGCGAGACAAUACCCUAUUAAGGUGAGUAACAAUGGUAAGAAAUAUGAACUUAAUUGGCCUAGAUUAAUCAAGAAAUAGGCUAAACUUAUUUAUGAUAGCAGAGAAUAAUUGAAGGCUUAAUUAUUGGAUGUUUAUGCGAAUUAGAAUUUCAUUAAGGUAUACAAUGAAUUGAUAAAAUUAAAUGAUAAUAACAAAAAAAAAAUGCAAACAAAAGAAAUCUUAAUGAACUUGGUUGCAUACAUUAAAUCUAUAAAAGAAGAAUGA
Molecule: messenger RNA, 1818 nt
Organism: Paramecium octaurelia
Lineage: Eukaryota; Ciliophora; Oligohymenophorea; Peniculida; Parameciidae
Source: the annotation of a GenBank genome assembly